AUGAGGAGAGGGUUGCCACCUCAGAGGCAAUCAAUCAAAAAAUUGCCAUCAACAAAGACCCUCCCCAGUGUUAAGAAAUCACUUGCGUCAACAAGUUCAAUUCCUAAGUCAAAAUAUCCUAUUUCUCCACCAAAAACACCAGGAGAUUCGUCUGUUCGAGUUUCGAAGAUUAAAUCUACGUCAAAGAUCGCUCCUCCAAAGCCUGACAUAAUAAUUGUUAAUGCAAUCAACAGCAUUUUUAAAAACGAACAAACAAAAACUUCGUUUGUUCACGUAUUUUCUGCAACACAGCAAGUUGAUGAUAAUAAUACAAUUUCAAAGCUCUUUGCGCACUUUCGCGAACAAAUUCUUGAUAAACUUGAUUUUCUUAAAAUUGUAACUGUUGAAGACUUAAUUGAUCAUUAUGAUUUAUUCAACAGCCAGAUUUCGAAAAUACAAAGCUUUAUGAAAUUCCUCGGACGUAAAAACAUUCUUGAUUCUCGAAAUAAUUUACCAAUUUGGAAAUUCAAUGAAGAAUUAGCAAAACAUGAAAACAAAUGCUUUACAAUUGCUAGAGAACUAUGGCUAGAUCAUGUUCAUAAGCGAGUACUCAAUGAUUUAUCAAAAGAAAUCAAAAUAAUUUUUCAAAAUCUUGUCAAAAAUAAUAACUCCCAAUCUGAAUCAAUUGUUCAGAGACUAUAUGCUAUAUUCAAGGAUUUGGGCCUUGAUUACAUCCAAUCUGUUUCAGAUUUGUUUAAUAUGACUUAUAAUAUUGAACACAAGGAUAAAUCACCAAGUGAGAAGUUACAAUUUUUGAUGUAUGAUCUAAACAGACUUUCCCAAGUAUUUCCAAUGGAAAAACUUCAAGAAUUAAUUUUUUUAAAUCAUAUCGACGAUUUUCUUGUUCCUUUGCUUAAGAAUAGAGAUGACGUACUUCUUCCUAUGCUUCCUGAAUUCAUUACGCCAAAUUUAGCUUCAGAAUACUCAAAAAAAGUUGUAGAAUACAUGGAAUCUGUUUCUCUUCCAGUUGAUUUCUUUUCUCUUGCGGAGUUCCUUAGAUACUUUUCAUCUAUCAUUCCAAAUAGCUUACCUGUUAGAAAAUAUGUUGGAAAUUAUUUGAAUAGAACUACUACGAAUUUUCCUUCCUCUCUUGCAUUUGUUUUCUUUGCUCAUAUAGAAUUAACAGAUAAUCUGAAACCGUUAGCUAAUUUAAUUCCUCUUUACACAAAUCAAGACGAUAUAUCAGAUGAAAUUAACAAAUAUCUUAUGAAAAGAUUACUUCAACACCGUAGCUCUGAUAUAACUCUUGAACGGAAGUUAAUAGAAACAUUGAAAUCAGUUGUUGGAAGAGAUUUAGUUCGAACAGCCUCAUUAAUCCUAAAUAAUUAUAAGAUUACAGAUAAUAUGAUGAUUGUAUGUAAACCUUUAUGGAUUCGUGUCAUUCCUGAUGAUAGUAUCAAACUCCCAAAGGAAAUGGAACAAUCAUUGAACGUUUUGACACAAAAAUACAAGUCAUACUAUCAAAAAGUUCAAUUAUCUGGUAUCUACUCUACAGUAAAUGUGAAUUGCAAGUAUGAAAAAGAAGAAAAAACCGUAAUUAUGUCAAUUCUUCAGUAUAACAUUAUUAAACUCCUUGAAUCUGGUAUUACAAUGGUCCAAGAUAUGGGAACAACAACUGAGAUCGUUAAAAAGCAUAUGAAACCGCUAAUUAAAGCUAAAUUUAUUUGUAAAGUUCCUGGCGGCUUUUCAAUCAGCAAAACUCCGAUCUCAGGCAAGAAAAUCAAUGUUUACGAGUACACAAUUAAGAGUAAAAAGUCUCAAGUCAAAAAGAAAGAAAAGAAAACAGAAGAAAAACCACCAGAGGACCACUUAAACGGUGUUAGAGCAGCAGCCAUCAAAAUCAUGAAGAAUGAAAACAAGCUUUCGCGUGAUUCAUUGAAGAAAUCAAUUUUGCAAAUCACUUCAAAGUUAUUCGAAACUUACGAUGAUGAAAUGAAUAGAGCUAUCAAAUCCUUGAUCUUUGAUCAAUAUUUAUCUGUUGAUAAAAAUGAUGAAAACAUUCUCCACUACGUUCCAUGA
Trichomonas vaginalis G3 is the source of this 2058-nucleotide messenger RNA. RefSeq names its product Cullin homology domain family. The transcript has a single exon. Gene Ontology annotation, molecular function: ubiquitin protein ligase binding. The record is from RefSeq and is a predicted model, not a curated record. Gene Ontology annotation, biological process: protein ubiquitination; SCF-dependent proteasomal ubiquitin-dependent protein catabolic process. Gene Ontology annotation, cellular component: SCF ubiquitin ligase complex. Lineage: Eukaryota; Parabasalia; Trichomonadida; Trichomonadidae. Bases 1 to 2058 code for a protein of 685 amino acids.